UACCGGGGACCGUGCUGCCGUUCACUGAGGGUUGGGCAGGCUGAGAGUUGGGCACAGAGGAACCUGCUGGGGUUCAACAAAGGCAAGGGUGGAGUCCUGCACUGGGGAGGAACAACCCCCUGCCCCAGGACAGGCUGGGGGUGACCUGCUGGAGAGCAGCUCCAGGAGAGAGACCUCCCAGUGUUGGCUGAUAAUAAACUGACCAUGAACAGCAACGUGCCCUCGUGGGCAAGAAGCCAACGGCAGCCUGGGGGCAUCAAGAAGAGUGUGGGCAGCAGGGCCAGGGAGGUUCUCCUCCUCUUUUCUGCCCUGGUGAGGCCUCAUCUGGAGUCCUGUGUCCAGUUCUGGGCAGUUACCUCUGUCAGCACAGUUCAUGGUAGCCCCAAGGAACAGAGAAGUGGUCUCUGUAGCACAGAGCCUGAACUGUUGGUCAUCUGCUGGGCUGACUGAGGAGCAGAAGGAAUUCCAAAAAGUUGCCCUUGAUUUUGCUGCCAAGGAGAUGGCUCCUCACAUGGCUGAGUGGGACGAAAAGGAAAUAUUCCCGGUGGAAGCCAUGCGGAAGGCGGCGCAGCUGGGGUUCGGCGGCAUCUACGUGAAACCAGACGUCGGUGGCUCGGGAUUGUCACGACUUGAUACCUCCAUAAUCUUUGAGGCUUUAUCAACGGGAUGUACCAGCACCACUGCUUACAUGAGCAUCCACAACAUGUGUGCCUGGAUGAUCGACACCUUUGGCAACGAGGAACAGAGGCGCAGGUUCUGCCCCUCCCUCUGUAGCAUGGAAAGAUUUGCUUCUUACUGCCUGACUGAGCCAGGAAGUGGAAGUGAUGCAGCUUCCCUGCUGACCUCAGCACAGAGGAAAGGGGACACCUACAUCCUGAACGGCUCCAAGGCCUUCAUCAGCGGGGGAGGUGACACUGAUGUGUACGUGGUCAUGUGUCGCACUGGAGGCCCAGGCCCCAAGGGCAUCUCCUGCCUGGUACUGGAGAAGGGGACACCAGGGCUCAGCUUUGGCAAGAAAGAGAAGAAGGUGGGCUGGAAUUCCCAGCCAACUCGGGCUGUGAUCUUUGAGGACUGCGUUGUUCCUGUUGGCAACCGUCUGGGAGCAGAAGGGCAGGGCUUCAGCAUUGCCAUGAAGGGACUCAAUGGAGGCAGGAUAAACAUUGCUUCUUGUUCAUUAGGAGCCGCUCAUGCCUCUGUCCUCCUGGCUCAGGAACAUCUCACUGUCCGCAAACAGUUUGGAGAACCCCUGGCAAACAAUCAGUACCUGCAGUUCGGGCUGGCGGAGAUGGCCACGCGCCUGCUGGCCGCGCGGCUCAUGGUGCGCAACGCGGCGCGGGCGCUGCAGGAGGGACGCGACGACGCGCCGGUGCUCUGCUCCAUGGCCAAGCUCUUUGCUACCGAUGAGUGCUUUGCGAUCUGUAACCAGGCUCUACAGAUGCACGGGGGCUACGGCUACCUGAAGGAUUACGCUGUGCAGCAGUUUGUGCGAGACAUCCGAGUCCACCAGAUCCUGGAAGGUACCAAUGAGGUGAUGAGGAUGAUCGUGGCCAGGAAUCUGUUACAGGGCUGAAGCCAGGAGCUCAACUCCAGCCUUAAGUUACUUUGUCUGUUACAGCUUUGUCGGUUUCCCUCCCCUGUUCACCAGCUCUCUCCUCUGGAGGGGAAUGAGGGAUACCCCAGUGGAAACAGUCACUCUGCCUUAUAUUGACUGGGGUCACGGCUGGAUGCCGCCCACACGCUGCCACAGCUGCACUCUGUGCCUGGCAGAGCUGCUGUGACUUGGCUGGCAUUGUGCAGCCUCAAGAUAUAAAUCACACUUGUGAAUACAAGCCUCUGUGUCCAGAUCUUGAUCGUGGGCUGCUUGCCACCCUUCCUUCUGGAAAGGAGAAACACUACACCCGUCAGUCAUCUCUGCUGAGUCAGGACUGGAACCAGAACUGCAGCCAGAGGUGCAGCCUGAUCCUGUGGGACUUUAUCAGUGAAAUUUUUAGUGUGAGGGAAUGGAGUUGAUCUGCUUAAACCACUCUCAGGGCACAGUGGCUUUUUAACUGAGGAGCUUCCUUGAUCUGGAGGCACUCCUCUUCUGAGGUACAAAUCAACCAAGGUCCUGCACCAAGACAUUUCACUCUCUUGCCUCCAAUCAGUAGUCCCUGCUGUGUACGACGUGGGGGGACUAAAAACACUAGUAAAUUCAGCUCUUUUCUCCCCUCAGAUUUGGAAUCAAUAAAGCAAUG
Messenger RNA from Colius striatus (speckled mousebird), 2234 nucleotides. RefSeq names its product acyl-CoA dehydrogenase family member 8 (gene ACAD8). The transcript has 11 exons. The record is from RefSeq and is a predicted model, not a curated record. Gene Ontology annotation, biological process: lipid metabolic process. Lineage: Eukaryota; Metazoa; Chordata; Aves; Coliiformes; Coliidae. Gene Ontology annotation, molecular function: flavin adenine dinucleotide binding; acyl-CoA dehydrogenase activity. Bases 374 to 1570 code for a protein of 398 amino acids.